ACCAUCAUAUUAAUAUGUUACCCUCAAGUUAACGCUCCAGAUCAAUAAAAUAUAAUAAAAUGUGCUCCAUCUAUUGCUUCCCUGAUGAUAUAACCUCACAGUAGACCUAUCUGUAAAAUAAUCAUAUUUAUAAUAAGUCUUUAUCAUUGCUUCUGUAUUUAGACUAAAGGACACCAAGUGGCAAUAACAGCACACAAUGGAAGAUGAUAAAGCAUUAAGGUGUCUCCAAAAUAAAAGGCCAAAGUUCACCAUAGGAAGUGUGGGGCCAUACAAUCUACAAGUGGAAAGUUUUAAAACUUUAAUGGAGGACAACGAGGUUUCUGACGAGGUCAUGGAUUCCAUAUGUAAUGUCCUUAGCAAGGAUCACCCAGGGGUUGUGCAUGUAAAUUCUCAGGCACUCACAAAAAUUCUGGACGGAUCAAAAAGGGCAAAGAGCCAUUAUUUUCUCAAGAAUAACAUUUUUAAAGGGACAACAGAGAUGUUUGGCGCUUAUCUCGAGGGUGGCAAUCACUGGAGCUUUUUUCAUUGCAAUGUUGACAGAAGGUGCAUCACCUACUUCAACUCCUUUGGAGAGACAGAGUGGCAGUGCCAAGCAAUUGCUCAACACUGGAGUGCAUUCGCAGCUUCAAGGGGAGUGAAAGGAGAGUGGAACAUUAAAACCACAAAACACAAUUUGCAAACUGAUUCCGUGUCAUGUGGUAUCCACACACUUGCAUUUGCCACUGAAUUCAUGAAGUCUGGUGGCUGCAUUACCUCCUUCCAGUGCCCUGCAAUACAACAAGAGAGAAUGCGCCUGGCCUCACUUUUGUUUCAGUCUUUAGAUCGAACAAAAAAAUGUGGAAUUUGUGCCAAAAAUGUUUCAGGGAGAAAGACAGAGUCAUGUACCUGUGGGGCAGUGAUGCAUGUAGAGUGUGCAGCCACACACAUGUGCUACAUUUGUCAAGCUGACCCAGACCUGUUAGGCCAACCCUCUGGAUCCGCAGAAGGCUUUGUACUACAACAGGGUUGGCAAAAAAGAUGUUCCACCCAAUGUGCUGCAGCAGCCUAGAAAGGCAAAGACAAAGCUGACAAUAUUCAGCACUUUAACAGAGGGAGAGGCAGAAGACCUAGCCAAGGGGUUUGGCACGGCACUGGCCAAACAUGUCCCGAAAGAGAAACUACUUGCUGGAAUACCCGAAGAGGACAUGCCAGCAACACUGAGGAGCAUUGAACAAAUGAAAAGUAAUGUGGAAAACCUUGGUCCUGAAUCUGAGCUGGAUUUGGCCACCCACCGCUUUGGGCCUACAGCAGCUGAGGUUUUCUUUUCCUUUUUAGAGGACUCGAUGAAAUGAACAGUACCCAUGUUCCUGCACACAUGUUCUAAUGUGGCUGUUAUCAGCUUAUUUCUAAACAAAAAAGAAAAGUUCAUUACUUUAUUUGAUAUUUGACAAGGCUUUUAUUUUCAUAGUCAAUUGUUUUAUAGUAACUUUUACUAGAUUACUGGAGGACUCAUAGUGGAGAACAAGUACAAUGUUUGAUAAAAUGGCAAAACUGCAUUUGAAUAAAAAGUACUUUUCAAACCUUA
This is a messenger RNA of Rhinichthys klamathensis goyatoka, 1564 nucleotides long. RefSeq lists its product as uncharacterized. Lineage: Eukaryota; Metazoa; Chordata; Actinopteri; Cypriniformes; Leuciscidae. The transcript has 13 exons. Bases 197 to 1048 code for a protein of 283 amino acids. The record is from RefSeq and is a predicted model, not a curated record.